GGGGGAGGAAGAAAAAAAACAACAAACCUCUGAAGGGGGAAACAAUAACAAACGGGAAGCCCUCCGGCGGCGGAUGCGGCGAGAGCCCCGCGGCCCUUUCCAAGGGGAGGCCUCACGGCGGGCCUGCGCCUCGCUGGCAACGGGGAUGCCCCCCCGCCCCCUGGCCCCUCUCUGAGCCGCCCCCCCCCCCGGCCUCCAGCCCAGUCCGCUCCUUCACUCCCUGGUCCUGCGGCAGCAGCAGCAGCAGCAGCCUCGGCGCCGCCGCCAUCAUGUCAGGGGACGACGACGGGCCCGGCGGGUCUCACUACGUGGCCGAGUUCGUGCCUCCGCCUGAGUGCCCGGUCUUCGAGCCCAGCUGGGAGGAGUUCAGCGACCCCCUGGGUUUCAUCGGCCGCAUCCGGCCCUUGGCCGAGAAAACCGGCAUCUGCAAGAUCAGGCCGCCCAAGGACUGGCAGCCUCCUUUUGCGUGUGAUGUGCAGAGUUUUCGCUUUACCCCACGUGUUCAGCGCCUGAAUGAAUUGGAGGCAAUGACUAGAGUGAAGCUGGACUUCUUAGAUCAAUUGGCAAAAUUUUGGGAACUUCAAGGAUCUACAUUAAAAAUUCCUGUAGUAGAGCGAAAAAUCUUGGAUCUCUAUUCAUUAAACAAGAUUGUUGCCAGCAAAGGAGGCUCUGCGGUGGUCACUAAAGAUAAGAAAUGGUCCAAAGUGGCUAGUCGGCUCGGUUACUUACCUGGCAAAGCGACAGGAUCACUUCUGAAGUCACACUAUGAACGGAUCCUAUAUCCAUAUGAACUUUUUCAGACUGGUGUCAGCAUUAUGGGCAUCCAAAAGCCAAACUUGGACCUUAAGGAAAAAGUGGAGGUUGAAGACCUCGGCAUUGAGGCCCAGUCUCCCCCAAAGCAGGGUACAAGAAUGAACGUUGUGCUGAAGAGAACCAGACGUGUCAAGUCCCAGGCAGAGGCAGGAGAGAUGAGUAGGAAUACUGAACUAAAGAAGCUCCAGAUCUUUGGAGCAGGACCAAAGAUGAUGGGAUUGGCAUUAGGAGCAAAGGAAAAAGAAGAUGAAGUCCCCAGAAGACGUAAAGGUACCAGAGCUGAGGCAUUUGGCAUGCAGAUGAGACAGCGGAAAGGGGCACUUUCUGUGAACUUCGUUGACCUGUAUGUCUGCUUGUUCUGUGGUCGGGGAAACAACGAGGACAAAUUGUUGCUGUGUGAUGGGUGUGAUGACAGCUACCAUACGUUUUGCCUGAUACCUCCUUUGCCUGAUGUGCCCAAAGGUGACUGGAGAUGUCCAAAAUGUGUUGCUGAGGAAUGUAACAAACCACGUGAGGCCUUUGGAUUUGAGCAGGCUGUUCGAGAGUAUACCCUCCAGAGCUUUGGUGAGAUGGCAGACAAUUUCAAAUCUGACUACUUCAAUAUGCCAGUCCAUAUGGUUCCCACUGAGCUGGUGGAAAAGGAGUUUUGGCGACUUGUGAGCAGUAUCGAGGAGGAUGUAAUUGUGGAGUAUGGAGCGGACAUCUCAUCCAAGGACUUUGGAAGUGGCUUCCCUGUAAAAGAUUGCAGAAGAAAGCUAAUGCCAGAAGAGGAGGAGUAUGCCCUUUCUGGCUGGAACCUCAACAAUAUGCCCGUACUGGAACAGUCUGUCCUCGCUCAUAUCAAUGCUGACAUUUCUGGCAUGAAGGUGCCCUGGCUGUAUGUGGGCAUGUGCUUCUCCUCUUUCUGUUGGCACAUUGAGGAUCACUGGAGCUAUUCCAUCAACUACCUUCAUUGGGGAGAGCCUAAGACGUGGUAUGGAGUACCUUCUCAUGCAGCAGAACAACUGGAGGAAGUGAUGAGAGAGUUGGCCCCUGAGCUGUUUGAGGCACAGCCUGAUCUCCUGCACCAGUUAGUCACCAUCAUGAACCCAAAUGUGCUUAUGGAACAUGGGGUGCCUGUAUAUCGGACCAAUCAGUGUGCGGGCGAGUUUGUUGUAACUUUUCCUCGUGCCUAUCAUUCUGGAUUUAAUCAAGGCUACAACUUUGCUGAAGCUGUGAACUUUUGCACUGCAGACUGGCUUCCCAUUGGGCGGCAGUGUGUAAGCCAUUACCGCCGCCUGAGGCGCCACUGUGUCUUCUCCCAUGAAGAACUGAUCUUCAAGAUGGCAGCUGACCCUGAGUGCUUGGAUGUGGGGCUUGCUGCCAUGGUUUGCAAAGAAAUGACUCUAAUGACGGAAGAGGAGGCACGCUUGAGGGAGUCUGUUGUACAGAUGGGGGUACUGAUGUCUGAGGAAGAAGUGUUUGAGCUGGUUCCAGAUGAUGAGCGUCAGUGUGCAGCCUGUAAAACGACGUGUUUCUUGUCUGCUCUUACCUGUUCUUGUAACCCUGAGCGACUUGUCUGCUUGUAUCAUCCGAAUGAUUUGUGUUCAUGUUCGAUGCAGAAGAAGUGUCUAAGAUACCGGUAUCCAUUAGAGGACUUCCCUUCGCUGCUGUAUGGAGUGAAAGUCAGAGCACAGUCCUAUGACACCUGGGUCAACAGGGUCACUGAGGCACUGUCUGCCAACCUCAAUCACAAGAAAGAUGUGAUUGAGCUGAGAGUGAUGUUGGAGGAUGCUGAAGACAGGAAGUAUCCAGAGAAUGACCUCUUCCGUAAGCUAAGAGAUGCCGUGAAAGAGGCAGAGACUUGUGCUUCGGUGGCCCAACUGCUCCUAAGCAAAAAACAAAAACAUAGCAAACUGAUCCCGGAUAGUGGGAAGACACGGACCAAACUUACUGUGGAGGAGCUGAAAGCAUUUGUCCAACAGCUAUUUAGCCUUCCCUGUGUCAUCAGUCAGGCUCGGCAAGUAAAGAACUUGCUGGAUGAUGUUGAAGAGUUUCAUGAACGUGCUCAGGAGGCCAUGAUGGACGAGAUCCCAGACUCCUCGAAGCUGCAGUUAUUGAUAGACAUGGGCUCUGGCCUCUACGUGGAACUUCCUGAACUGCCUCGCCUAAAACAGGAGCUGCAGCAGGCACGCUGGCUGGACGAAGUACGGGUGACGCUGUCAGAUCCUCAGAGAGUCACCUUAGAUGUGAUGAAGAAACUGAUUGACUCAGGGGUGGGCCUGGCACCGCACCAUGCAGUGGAGAAGGCCAUGGCGGAACUGCAGGAGCUGCUCACAGUUUCUGAGAGGUGGGAGGAGAAAGCAAAAGUCUGCCUGCAGGCAAGGCCUCGACAAAGUAUUGCUGCUCUGGAGAACAUUGUUAAUGAAGCAAAAAACAUCCCAGCUUAUUUGCCCAAUGUGUUAGCAUUGAGAGAAGCACUGCAGCGGGCUCGAGACUGGACAUCUAAAGUGGAAGCCAUUCAGAAUGGUAGCAACUAUGCAUAUCUAGAGCAGCUUGAGAAUCUGUCUGCCAAAGGCCGCCUGAUACCUGUCCGCCUUGAUGCACUGCCGCAAGUUGACUCACAGGUAGCAGCAGCACGUGCCUGGAGGGAGCGCACUGGAAGAACAUUUCUUAAGAAGAACUCCAGCUAUACUCUCUUACAGGUUUUGAGUCCUCGAACUGAUAUUGGUGUUUAUGGGAGCAGUAAGAACAGGCGAAAGAGAGUGAAGGAUCUGAUGGAGAAGGAGAAAGAGAAGGAUCUUGACCUGGAGUCCUUAAGUGAGCUAGAAGAUGGGCUGGAAGAGACCAGAGACACUGCAACAGUGGUGGCUGUCUUCAGGGAUCGGGAACAGAAGGAGAUUGAAGCCAUGCAUGCCCUCAGGGAAGCCAAUCUGGCAAAGAUGACCAUGGUGGAUUGCAUUGAGGAGAUCAAGUUCUGUAUCUGCCGCAAAACAGCAAGCGGGUUUAUGCUCCAGUGUGAACUCUGCAAAGACUGGUUUCACAGCACCUGUGUGCCUCUCCCCAAAACCAGCUCCCAAAAGAAGGGCUCUAGUUGGCCCGCCAAAGAAGUUAAGUUCCUAUGUCCGCUUUGCAUGCGUUCCCGAAGGCCCAGGCUCGAGACCAUCUUAUCUUUGCUGGUGUCCUUGCAAAAGCUGCCAGUUCGGCUGCCUGAGGGAGAGGCUUUGCAGUGCCUGACGGAAAGGGCUAUGAGUUGGCAGGAUCGAGCACGGCAAGCCUUGGCUACUGAUGAACUGUCUUCUGCAUUAGCCAAACUUUCCGUGCUUAGCCAGCGCAUGGUGGAACAAGCAGCGCGGGAGAAAACGGAGAAAAUAAUUAGUGCUGAGCUGCAGAAGGCCGCAGCCAAUCCUGACCUACAGGGUCACUUGACUAGUUUCCAGCAAUCUGGCUUUAACCGGGCAAUGAGUAGUGUGUCAUCGUCUCCACGACAAACUAUGGAUUAUGACGAUGAGGAGACAGAUUCAGAUGAAGAUAUCAGGGAAGCAUAUGGUUAUGACAUAAAGGACAAUGCCAGUGUAAAAUCAUCCAGUAGCCUGGAGCCCAACCUUUUUUGUGAUGAAGAAAUUCCCAUAAAAUCUGAAGAAGUGGUAACGCACAUGUGGACAGCCCCAUCCUUCUGUGCUGAACAUGCAUAUUCAUCAGCAUCCAAAAGCUGCUCUCAAGGUUCCAGCACUCCAAGAAAACAACCCCGUAAGAGCCCACUAGUACCUCGCAGUUUAGAGCCCCCAGUGCUUGAGUUGUCUCCUGGAGCCAAAUCACAACUAGAAGAUCUCAUGAUGAUAGGAGAUCUCCUGGAGGUAUCGCUGGAUGAGACUCAACACAUCUGGCGGAUCUUACAGGCCACACACCCACCAUCUGAGGACAGAUUUCUUCACAUCAUGGAGGAUGACAGCAUGGAUGAGAAGCCAUUAAAAAUGAGGGGAAGGGACUCCUCUGAGAGGAAACGGAAGCGCAAACUUGAGAAAGCAGAACAGUUCUUUGGUGAAAUGAAGCAGAAGUCUAAAGAACUGAAGAAGCUGGAGAAACCCAAGAAGAAGAAGCUAAAACUGACUAUGGACAAGACGAAAGAGCUGAACAAACUGGCCAAGAAGCUAGCUAAAGAGGAGGAGCGGAAGAAGAAGCGCGAGAAGGCAGCUGCAGCCAAGGUGGAACUGGUGAAAGAGUGCACAGAGAAAAAGAGGGAGAAGAAAGUCCUGGAUAUCCCUUCCAAGUAUGACUGGUCAGGAGCAGAGGAAUCGGAUGACGAGAAUGCGGUGUGUGCGGCCCAGAACUGCCAGAGGCCCUGCAAAGACAAGGUAGACUGGGUACAGUGUGAUGGUGGCUGUGAUGAGUGGUUUCAUCAAGUCUGUGUUGGUGUCUCACCAGAAAUGGCAGAGAGUGAAGAUUAUAUCUGUAUAAACUGUGCAAAGAAACAGAUGCAGGGCCCAGGCAGUCCAACACAUGCGCCGCCACCUCACUUCCUGCUAAGCUACAAACGAUCCAUGGAAGACCUCAAGGAGACAAGUUAGCAGCUGCUUAGUCUUGCUGGGACUGGAGGGAAAUGGAACACUAAGAAGGUGGUGUGAAGUGAACGUAGCCACUUGGAAUGCUCCACUUCCAUGGACAUUCGGCCCUAUGGUGGAGCUGGCCCCAUUGCAGCUGGCUUCCUUUCGUAUGAAGCGGGAUGUUACGGGCACAGGGGUACUGACCGAGCUAUGCAGAUACUACCCUGUUGGAAGUCCCAGCUAGUUCUUCUUUUACUCCCAUGUUUCCUAAAAGGCUGAGUAUAGGCCCUGCCUUCAGGUUGAGCAGAUGUGUGGCACAUGGAUGAUGCUUUUCUGUCUCAGCAGUUCAAAAGGGGGAGCCAUUGUCAAGAGCUCAGAACCCCAACACAUCGCCCCAUGGAGGCACAGCAAUUGAGAUGAAGGCACUUUCUAAGCCUCUUAAUGAAAUAGAGGCAGCCAUGGCAAUGUUACGUGGAUAAAGAACCUGCUUCUAGCACCAGGCAGGAAGGGUUGGGUGUGGGUGGAGAACAACAUUAGUUCCUGGGGGGUGGGGGGUGGUUAGAAGGCAAAGGCACUUGAGGUCUUGGAAAUGAGCAUUGGGGGUUGUGUUUACCCUAAAGCUCACACCUUAACUUAAGAAGUAGCUAAGGUAUGUUGCCUUGGCAAAGCACUCUCCCCUGUACUGGUGGCCAUUUUCCUGUGUUAGGCAUUUACCAACACCCUGUUACUAAAAUCUGUGAAGCAAGGUGCAGCUGGUAAAUCUUGGGGUGUCAUGAACGAAUGUGGCUAGAGACUGGGGCGGAGUGCAACAGCCCAAGUUCCUCCAAAUUCCACACUGAAAUGUUUCUGUGAAAGAACUCCAGCUGACCAUCAUUCCCAGCAUCACCAGACUGUGUAGCCUCACAGUUCCAGUAAGCAGACCACAAGUACAGUUUGCAAGCCCUGCUUCCUCGCCUUUUAGGUCUACAGUUGGCUACCAAUCCGGUUUGACCUUGCACCCCCUUGCUUUGCUGGAAGACAGGCAGCUUGGGGGUGUGCGUCCCGGGUGACAAUUGUUUUAGUAAACCCGUUUUUAAAAAAAGGACUGGUUUUUACUUUUUUCUAUGUCUCGAACUACUGACUUGUCUACAAAAAAAAAAGAUUAUUUUUCUUUGGUUUUUAUACUUAACCACGGUUACCAGCAGCACAGAACGAGAGAGAGGCUCACGAAACUAAAACCUGCCUGCAGGCUUGGUUUUUUUUAAAAAACUUCAUUUUGCUUCCUUGUAGUACAAGGAAAUUAGCAGUUACUUCCCACAUCCUUGCUCCACCUGCUGCCUGUGUUUUAAAUAGGUAAAAACAUUUCAUGUGCUACCUUCAUGUUGGGGUUUGUUCUGUUAGCAGGGCCCCUUGGUCCUCGCUGUCUCCAGCUUAUGCUGGCUUUUCUGUAAGUGAGUGGCUGAAACUGGCCAUUGUGGUGUCUUCCCCUGCUCCCCAUUAUCUAUUGUGUUUCCAUAAUUCUACAGUUCUAGGAGUGUUGUUAUCUAUAGUGUCCAGUCUUAUUAGAUGCAGGGGUUGGGAUUUUCUAAAAGAUAAAAAAACGUAGUGUUCUGCCUU
Molecule: messenger RNA, 6932 nt
Organism: Eublepharis macularius
Lineage: Eukaryota; Metazoa; Chordata; Lepidosauria; Squamata; Eublepharidae
Gene: KDM5A
Product: lysine demethylase 5A
Exons: 28
Coding region: 270-5360 (1696 amino acids)
Biological process (GO): chromatin remodeling
Cellular component (GO): nucleus
Molecular function (GO): histone demethylase activity; DNA binding
Source: RefSeq, a predicted model, not a curated record